Messenger RNA from Anisakis simplex (herring worm), 159 nucleotides. The record is from the annotation of a GenBank genome assembly. Lineage: Eukaryota; Metazoa; Nematoda; Chromadorea; Rhabditida; Anisakidae.
AUGCCAUAUCUCCCACCUCAUUUGAGAGGGCCGAACGGUGCAGGUGCUUACACCUCUUACGGACAGUCACCAACCCGUCUAUUGCGUACCGCUGACCGAUCAAAGCCAGAUGUUUUCAUUCGUGGUGGUUUAGGUGGUGGUGGGGUUGGGCGAUGUGCU